Prunus armeniaca (apricot) is the source of this 333-nucleotide messenger RNA. The record is from the annotation of a GenBank genome assembly. Lineage: Eukaryota; Viridiplantae; Streptophyta; Magnoliopsida; Rosales; Rosaceae.
AUGCUCGUCAAAAGCAAGAUCGUCAAAAGCAAGACCGCCGAUGACCAUCUCUCCCUCAUGUUCGGCAUCCUAAAGAGGUACAACAUGCCCCUCAAUCCGAACAAAUUUGUCUUCGGCGUUUCUUCUGGAAAAUUCCUGGGCUUCAUGAACAGUCAGGUGCAAAGACGAAGAAGGCAUUACUUGAUGUGCAGGUGCGAAGACGAAGAAGGACAUUCAGAGCCUCACCAGACGAGUUGCAACCCUGGCUCGAUUCAUACCCUAGGCUACCGAUCGAUGUGCCCCUUUCUUCAAAGCUCUCAAAGGAAACAAACGGCAGAUCCUCUAGACUACUGA